This is a messenger RNA of Acaulospora morrowiae, 2139 nucleotides long. NCBI's taxonomy places the organism in Eukaryota, Fungi, Glomeromycota, Glomeromycetes, Diversisporales, Acaulosporaceae. The record is from the annotation of a GenBank genome assembly.
AUGUUUUAUUCCGAGGCGAUUUUGUCAAAAAAGGGUCCGCUCGCUAGAGUGUGGUUGGCGGCGCACUGGGAACGAAAAUUGAGUAAGACUCAAUUUCUGCAGACAAAUAUUCAAUUCUCCGUAGGUGCUAUCCUAAAACAAGACCAACAACCUAUGGCUUUGAGAUUAUCAGGGCAAUUACUAUUAGGUGUUGUCCGUAUUUAUUCACGAAAAGCAAAAUAUUUGCUGGAAGAUUGUACUGAGGCCCUUAAUAAAAUCAAAUUGGCAUUUAGACAAGGUGAAGUUGAUAUACCUGAAGAUCAACGAAUCGCUAAUUUUGAGUCUAUCACUUUGCCCGACAAAAUCACGGAGUUUGAUAUUUUGUUACCAGAUCCUGGCUUAAAUCUCAAGCAAUGGACCGAAGUGAGUUCGGUUACCGUAACAAGUUCUAAUAUUUCUCGACCACAAGACAUAACUAUUAGAGACGAUUUUGAUAUUUCAUUAAAUUUAAAUAUUGGGGAAGACCUAUUAGGUGAAGCUUUUGAUACGGAGGAUGGAAGGGGUCUUGACUUAGAUUUAGAAGAUGAUAUAGACCCCAAAACGACCGGAGCUGAUGAUAAAUCUGAUAGUCAUGCCGGUGAAGAAGGCUCAGUGGACAUUGAAAUUGCAAGGGAUGCCCCACUAGACAUUCCAAUUUCCAUGGAGGAUGUUAUUGGUAAAGGUGUGGUGGAUAAUGAUCCAUUAAUGGUGACAGAUGAUGGGCCCGAACUUGACCUCUUACUUGACGAAUCGUUGGAUGUACCGAUAUUAGACAACGAGGUGCCAAUAUUAGAAAACGACGUACCGAUGUUAGAAAGCGACAUGCAAAUGUUGGCUAAUGAUGUGCAAGUUCUAGAAGAGGGGCAAGAGGAAAGGCUAGAAAUAGAAUUAAGCCAAGAUGAUGACCUAAAUUUAGAUAUGAAUGUCAAUAUGGACAUGAAUAUUGAUCCGGCUGAUUUAAUCCUAAGUGAAACUAUGGUGCAAGAAGAAAUGUUACCAGAAACACAAAGGCUAACUCCUUCGUCACCCCUUAGCCCCGAAAGACAUGAAAAUUUAUUUCAAGAUCAGGAAGUUGAGCAACUUGUAACACAAACUCGUAGAAAACGUAAAUUAAUGGAAGACGAAUUGACCGAACUACCGACUAGUCAUAUCGCAAGUCAAAUUAAGGACAGAUCAGACAUUACAAUUGAGCCUACAUUCCUUCCAUUUUCGCGCAAAUUGCUUCGAAUAGGAGAGAUUCGUAGAAUGGGAGCAUCAUACUAUCUCGAUCUGCGCGUCCCACAUAAUAUUUCACCUGAAUUUCAGCACCUAUUUGCUAGAAAACGACAGCGCUUUACCCCGCCCCCUGAUAAUCAAGACGAAGAAGUUCAAGCCGGUCCAUCAAAAAGUGAUCUCCCUCUUGAAGAAGAGCACUUUGAAAUCAAUAUUAAUAAUGAAAACUUCGACAUUUUAGAUUCGACAGAAACACACGACAAUCUCAUCACUGAAGAAUUAGCACAGGAUAUUGUAAUAACCGAUGAGGCUGGUCAGGAAGAAACUCCUGAGAAAAUCGACAAGGGAAAGGGUCCCAAAAAAACCGAUAAAGAUAAGGGUCAGGAAAAAAGUAAGGAGAAAACCCUUCAAGAUAAUCUAUCCAUUCCAGAACAAGAACUAGUUACUCCAACAGAACAUACUCCAGAACAUGAUGUCGAUGUCGACUUUGACAUGAUAUCGCAUCACGAAUAUGACGCGUCUGAAGAUGUGUUAACCCCUGACGAUGAAGACCAACCGUCCCCAUCGGGAAUAACGAUUUUCGAUCAAGAAGAAACGCAAGAGCAACAGAACGCGGAAACGACAUUCAGUAAAAAUACAAUUAAAGCUAUGCGUCUACUGAGAAAUAAAUGCCGCGAGGAAAUAGGAGAACAAAUCAUAGAAGGGUCUGAUAUCUCGAGAACGGCUGCUGUAAGCUACGAUUCGGUUGUCGGGACGGCUAAGCGACAAGAUGCUGUUAAAUUGUUUUUCGAAUUAUUGGUUUUAAAUACCAAGGACGUCAUUCGCGUUCGGCAAAAAGAACCUUAUGGUGAUAUCGAAAUCAUAUGCAAGAAUAAAUUGUUCGAUAUGCUUGAAGACGUUCCAGCAUAG